Fulmarus glacialis (Northern fulmar) is the source of this 1743-nucleotide messenger RNA. RefSeq names its product leucine rich repeat containing 43 (gene LRRC43). The annotation marks the transcript as partial. The transcript has 12 exons. The record is from RefSeq and is a predicted model, not a curated record. Lineage: Eukaryota; Metazoa; Chordata; Aves; Procellariiformes; Procellariidae. Gene Ontology annotation, molecular function: protein binding.
AUGGGUACGGCUGGGGAGGACAGACAAGGAAUUGCAGCCGGUCUUCCUCCGAGAGCAGGGAACAUCUCUUUGUGCAGCACCAAUGGCAAUGGGGCCCAGUUAUUUGUAACAGUGAUACAAAACAAGUCCCGCUUUGAUGCCCGCACGAGCCCCUGCGGAGGCCAGCCGGGGCUGGGGGCAGAUCCAGCUGGGCAGGAGGAGGCCAUGCCGCUGGGCGAGGAGACCCCUGAGGCGCUGUUGGAGCUGCUGAGCGACAGGCACAGCCCCUGGGCCCCGCCGCCGGACUGCAGCCCCCAGGACCAGCACCUGCGGGAAAUGGCUGUGCUGGCACCCGAGCUCGUCCGUGGCUCCUGCGUCUUCCAGGGCACGUUGUUGGUCAAACCUAUCUCUUUGCAGGUGGAGGAGGUCGACGAGGGUCUGUUGCAGUUAGAGCAGCUGGAGGAGCUCAUCCUCAGUGCCAACCGGAUCAGCAGGAUAACCUCGGCCAACCUGCCCCGGACACUGAAGGUUCUAGAGCUCUGCUGCAAUGCUGUGGCUGAUCUGCAGGAUCUGUGCGCUCAGCCUCCUCCGGAGCUGCAGCACUUGGGACUGGGAUACAACAUGCUGUGCGGCCCUUCACAGGACAAGUACCUCACUGAGGACUUCUGGCCAAAUCUUGUCUCCCUUGACCUGAGCUUUAACAACUUGACGGAUCUGCUGGGGCUGGUCUCCCAGCUGUCUGGUCUGCAGAAGCUCCGCAUCCUGGUGCUCCAAGGGAACCCACUGGCUCUCAUUCACACUUACAGAGGCUUCCUCGUGGACAGCCUGCCCAAGCUCUCCAUCCUCGAUGACAUCCACAUAGGGCCUGACGAGAGGCACCGGUUCCACAGUUUAGCGAGGCAGCCAGAGCUGAUCAGAAGCGAAGCGCGGGUGGUUGUGAGCAUUGGGGAAAUCAAGGGAGUCCCUGAUCCCAGCGCUCGUCAGCAGCUGGAGGUUGGUUCUGAGGCUCCAGUGAUCACCUACAGCUACUGCGUGACAUACAAGUUUGUGGAGGAAGAGGAGACUGAGGACGGUAGCAGCACUGAGGUAACAAAAAUCCAUCAGCAUCCCAUCAUGGCCACGCUGGAUGUGGACAGCUCUGCUCUGGACACGAGGGAAACAAAGGGCCACCAGGAGCCUGCAGCCACGGAGGAGUCCAAGGCUCACUCUGCAAAGGUGUUUGUCACCCCUGGAAAGCCCUGGGCAGACACCAUCGACUGCAGCUACAGGAAGGAGCACACUGCCAAGGACUUAGUGGGGCUGAAGUCCUAUCUGGCGUCUGGAACGAUCGUCUCGGUCAUGGAGGAGAAGGUGCUCUCAUGGCCUGUCGAUGCUGAUCCAGAAGAAAAUGCAGUCACAAAGGGAAAGGCAAAACGGGGGCUGCAGAACGGUGCCAAGGUUCCUCUGCCCAGGGACAAGCAGAAGAAGAAGAAGAAGGAGGAGCCAUGUGAACUCCGCAGCGACCCUCCCAUUCAGAGGACUCUGGGCUCUGGAAGGGUGACUCUGGAGACCCUGCUGGCCACCGAGGACCUGGUGGCAACUGUGUGUGACUUUGGGAUCCUGGUCACUCAGCAGCCGCUGCAGCCACCAAGUCUGGAGGAGAAGGUAAGGAGCGACAGGAAAAAAGGCAAAGACAAGAGCAAAAAAACAAAAGCAGAGGGAGAAAGUCAGGCCAGCCGGAAAACCACAGCAUCUGCCAAAGGAAAAAGAAAAAACAAAGACUCU